AUGACAUUGUACUUAACAUCAAAGAAGCCAAAACGUUCGAUUUUUAAAUGUUUUGUUUUUCUAGCUGUGGCAUUAAUAAACCAAUAUCUUGUUGAUGCAUUUCUUGUCCGUCCAUUGUAUAAAGCGUUACUGCGCGAACAUCAAACAUUCACAUUGGCUGAUUUAGAAUCACUCGAUCCGGAAUUUUAUCAAUCAUUGCUGUGGAUUAAAGAAAACAAUGUUGAAAAUCAAGAUUUGUAUUUCUAUGUCAACGAAGAUCAAUGUGGUAAGAUAAUCGAAAAAGAAUUAAAACCCGACGGAAAGAAUUGUCAAGUGACUGAACGUAACAAACGUGAAUUUCUCGAUUUGAUUAUCAAGUGGCGCAUAGAACGCGGUGUACAAGAACAAAUCGAUUGUUUCGUACGAGGCUUUUAUGAAAUCAUUGGUGAUAAUAAACUCAUUUCUUCUAUGUUUGAUGCACGAGAAUUAGAACUAGCCUUGUGUGGUACGAUGGAAAUUGAUCUGAACGAUUGGCGUGCAAAUACCGAGUACCGUGGUGGUUACCAUAGUCAACAUCAUGUUAUCGAAUGGUUUUGGUUUUGUGUUGAGAAACGUUUUGAUAAUGAACAACGUUUGAAAUUGUUACAAUUCGUUACUGGUACAUCGUCGAUCCCGUAUGAAGGCUUUUCCGCAUUGCGUGGUUCCAAUGGUCCACGACGAUUUUGUAUCGAACGAUGGGGAGUGGCAGGAGCGUUACCACGUGCACAUACAUGUUUCAAUCGUUUAGAUUUGCCGUCUUAUACAUCCUAUGAUAUUCUAUAUAACAAAUUGUUAUUAGCUAUCGAAGAAACAAAUACAUUUGGUAUCCAAUAA
This is a messenger RNA of Adineta ricciae, 852 nucleotides long. The record is from the annotation of a GenBank genome assembly. NCBI's taxonomy places the organism in Eukaryota, Metazoa, Rotifera, Eurotatoria, Adinetida, Adinetidae.